Molecule: messenger RNA, 3832 nt
Organism: Linum trigynum
Lineage: Eukaryota; Viridiplantae; Streptophyta; Magnoliopsida; Malpighiales; Linaceae
Source: the annotation of a GenBank genome assembly
CCCCCCUCCCCCUCUCUUCCUUCCUUUCCUUGCACCCCAAUUCGGGGGGUAAGCCGAAACAGUAAAUUUGCACUCCCGUUUUGCACCCCCCUACUGUUCAAAAUUAACCAAACAUGUGCAAAUGUGUUGGAAACUGUGUUUACCCCUCACAUUUGCACCCUCCUCCCAUUUACCCCUCUUCCCAAACAGAGUGUAAGUGUGCCCUCCUUUUCUUAGUCUUUUAUUAAUUGUAGUCAACUCAUUUAAAUUAAAAAUCAUUCAAAUAAAAUAUUCUUAUUGGUUGGAGCUAGUAUCUUUAUUAUACUAAGUGUGUCCUCCUUCUCUUAGUCUUUUAUUAAUUUUAGUCAACUUAUUUAAAUUAAAAAUCAUUCAAAUAAAAUAUUUUUAUUGGUUGGAGCUAAUAUCGUGCUUAGAAAAAGUGUUAGUAUGCUAGCCGGAUGUUCUUGCCAAAUGGACAAAAUAGCAUAAACGGAUUUCUUUUAUUUUCAUCCGCGCAUAAACCGAUUUCACAACACGAGAGAAACUCAAAUUGAAGAGGAUUCACUUCAAAAAGGAAUAUAGAAGAGGAUUCGAACCGUUUCUCUACUCGCACCGUAGCAAUUUUCGUUUUUAAUAUUUUUUUCUCACACACCUCCUCAGUCCUCUCCUCCCCCAAAAAAAACCUUUCCGCGAACUUCUCUCGUCGCCCAAAUAUCGCUCUCUUCCAUCUUCUCCAAUCGCCCCCAAUUCGCCCCCUCUCUCUCUCUCUCUCUCUCGAAGCUUUCUCCAAAUCCAUGGCGGACACGAGGCGGUACAGAGUGGGAUACGCAUUGCUGCCGAAGAAGCAGAAGAGCUUCAUCCAGGACUCCCUCGUCUCUCUCUGCCUCGAUCGCGGCAUCGACCUCGUCCCAAUCGACCUUCGCCGCCCUCUAAUCGACCAGGGACCCUUCGAUUGCCUACUCCACAAGCUCUACGGCGACGAUUGGUCCCGCCAGCUCGACGAUUUCCGCCGCCUCCACCCCCAUGCCACCGUCAUCGACUCGCCUGAAUCCAUCUCCCGCCUCCACAACCGCAUCUCCAUGCUCCAGGUUGUCUCGGAGCUCAAAACAAACUCCACUGCAGUCUCACCAGCCGCCACAUUUGGAAUCCCAAAACAGAUCGUGAUCUACGACAAGGAGACCCUCUCCGACAGACGAUCAUGGGAUCUACUCAAGUUCCCGGUGAUUGCCAAGCCGCUUAUCGCAGAUGGUAGUGCUAAAUCCCACAAGAUGAUCCUAAUCUUUAACCGCGAGGGACUCGACAAACUCAAACCCCCAAUCGUUCUUCAGGAGUUUGUCAACCACGGCGGUGUGAUCUUCAAAGUCUACGUGGUUGGCGACUAUGUGCAGUGUGUAAAGCGGAAGUCGCUCCCCGACGUGAUCCCAGGGAGCAUCAGCUCGGAGAGCUCGGUGCCAUUUUCUCAGGUGUCCAACAUCACGACGCCAUAUAGGAAGAACGAUGAUGACGACGACGACAACGAUAAGUACGACUACUACAAGGCGAUGCAGCUGGAUGGGGCGGAGAUGCCGCCCCAGAGCUUCGUCGUGGACCUCGCUAGAGGUCUGAGGUCCGCGACGAAGCUCCAUCUAUUUAACUUUGAUGUGAUUAGGGAUUCCACUAGAGAGAAUAAGUAUUUAGUUAUUGAUAUUAAUUAUUUCCCCGGGUAUGCUAAGAUGCCCGGGUACGAGCGGGUUUUGUUUGAUUUUUUGUGGGAUGUGGUGAGUGAGAGGAAGAGAACAACAGUGGAUCAGAUGGCGGUGGCCGCAGUGACGGCGGCCAACGGAGGAAAUAGGCCGACGGCCGCGGCUAUGGGUGUGGAAGAGAAUGGCGGAAGUCCGCUUCAGCAACUGACGGUGAGGAGUUGUGAAGAGGAGGCAGUGAGGAAGAUUGCUGUGACGAAUAGUGGUUGUAGUACGAAUAAUUGUAUUGAAGGGGAGGAUCAAAAUGAGAAAUCACCCAUUCUUCAGGUCUAAUUAGAAGCCAAAUUAUGAAGUUUUGGUUGAAGUUUAACUUUUGGUGUAAGUUUUGGAGAGUUGAAGCAGGAUUAAGUUUGUAAGUAAUAAUAUUGGUAUUUUCUUUUUAAGUAGGUAUACAGAAAUAUAUUACGUUUUUGCUCUCUUAAAAGAGUUGAUUGGAGAUCCCCAUUGUCACCACUUAAGGCUUAUAGGCCAUGGCAUUGGAAGACGGUUGGAGAUGACAUUGUGGCGCUGGUAAACCUUCAGAAGUCUGAAGUUUCAUUCAACGGUAAUUUUAAGCCACACCAAAAGCUAAUUUUAAGCGGGAUACUCAAGGUAAAGACGGUGGGAAAACGUGAUAAAUAUCUGGAUCUCCCAACUGUAAUAGACCGGUUGAAGAAGAAAAUAUUCAUUGGUUGAAAAGAGAGAGCCCAGAAGACGAUAGAGGGCUAUAAGGAAAAGACGGUAUCAAUUGCGUUUAAUAUGACGCAACUUGAUGAGAGCACAAUGCACACAAUUUAUAAUGUGAAGGACUAAGAUGGAGAAUAAGGGAUGAAUCCAUGAGCGGCAUUUGGGGGGUUAAGUGAUUGUCGAUCGAGCCGCAAUUUAUCAGCACUACACCACAAAGGAGGGAGGUGGAUGCUAGAGUGAGGGAGCUAAUAGACCCGAACGUGGAAGUGGGACAUUCCAUUGUUUGAGGCAUACUUUGAUACAACCACAAUUCCAAUUAUUGUAAAACUUCUACUUAGAGGAGAUGGGGAGCAAGACACUAUGAUAUAGGUUGCAAAUCAUAUUGGGGAGUAUGUUGUCCGUGAUGGAUAUCAUCAAUGGCUAAACGAUUUCAAGAGGAGGAAUGUUUUUGUGAUGUAUGGAGAAGCAUAAGUCUGGAAUAAGGUAUGACAAAAAAGGAUCCCUCUAAAGGUCAAACAUCUUGUUCGGUUAAGGUUGCGGUUAACCCGCAAACCUCAAAACAUGCAAUAUUGCUAACUGCGACCGCAAAUAACUUUUUUUUUUGGUUUGCAAUUUAACCGAAACCGAAUUCCCACCUCUAGGAUCAAUGUUGGUGUGGCCUUGGUCUGGCAAAGAAACACGACAAACGAGUCUUUCUCUUGUAGCUCAUCAAGGUCGAGUGGGGAUCUCUGGAAUUACUCUAGCCUUAUAGAAUCUUUAACCACAUCGACCUCAUCCGUUUCUUGGACCUCAAUUGGUUCUUCAACCAUCGUUCAUUCUUUAGAAUUUGGUGUCUCCCCUUGUCGAAGAUCAAGAACUUCUUCUUUAUUUCUUUAUUCCUCCUCCACGACUUCGUCUCCUUUUUAUCGCUCUUCCUCAAGCAAAUUUUGGAUAGCAAGUUUUCAUGCAAGAUUCUCGAUAAGAUCUUCUUGUAUCUCCUUACUCAUGCUCGUCUCUUCAAAGCUCGGUGUGGGAUGCGGAAAGGUCUGGUCGGAUACAACAUGAUAUGCCUGGUCACAAACAUCAUGGGAGCUCUCCAGGACAUGCCUGCUACACAAUGUCCUUGUAGCCAUCUUUUUCAUCCUCUUCCUGUAUGGUAACAAAGAGGCGAUCUCGAGCAAGUUGUGCACACGUUUGCUCAAUGACCUCUAUGUUCAUCUUCAUGCGCCGGAAGGUCUACUCUGACUGUUCGAGAAUGGAGAUUUCAUAAAGGGUAUUAAUUAGGGAGUCCACCUUGGAGCACAAUCUUUCGUCAUCUAGAACAAACUUCCAAAGUUCAAGCUCCAACUGGCUCUUUGGUUUCAUAUAUGGAAUGUAGCAUGGCUCUACAGAAUGGCACGUGGAGGCUACCAUGGCUAACUUCAACUCAGAAAUCCCCUUUGGUUGUGGAAGAAAUUAUUCUAGAUAAG